This is a messenger RNA of Owenia fusiformis, 2105 nucleotides long. The record is from the annotation of a GenBank genome assembly. Lineage: Eukaryota; Metazoa; Annelida; Polychaeta; Sabellida; Oweniidae.
UGUUUUCAAGGUCUGUUGCAAGGUUUGUUCUUAUCCAUAUUUGAGACUGCCAUCCAUGUUUGAGACUGUCGCUUACAAGAUUAAUCUAGCGUAGCCUGAAAAAUGUAAUUCGACUAAAGGUCGCCCAGCUACCGAUUCUCCUAUUAGUCUGACCUAUAGUAGUAUUGAUAGAUGGACUGGUGUGAGUCUGUAUCUAUAAGGUUAUUCAGACUAAUCACUUUUAAUUGAAAUAAACAGUCUAGUGGUAUUAGAAUUACAUUUAAAUCUACAAUGCAAUGACACAGUAGUUAUUCAUCCCAACAAUAAAUAUAACAUGUAAGACAGGGCAGUCGGCUGGUUCGACAUUCCAUGUUCAGUUUGACUGAUGUCAAAGACAUAAAAGUGUACAGAAGUACAAGUGAAGUGUAUUGUGACAAACCAAGUUCAAGCUUGGGUUGUUAACAUGGCUGGGAUUUUACAGAGGAACCACUUAUUUCUAAAACAAUCUACAUUUUUCCCAAAUGGGUGUUGCAGUACAGUCAAAUCAUUUCCUCAAAGAACUCAACUUAAACUAGAUCAUCAUAUUUUAAACCAGAGGAAUAUUCACAUCCAUAAAGUGACUGCAAUAAAUCUUAAUACACAUACUCAGUAUACUUUAAAUCCCUUAACAUAUAAAGGGGAUGAACAUAAGAGAUUGGGUCAAAAAUUAACAUUCCAGCAGUCUGUGAUAAAUUCAAGGACUAUUUUAUCAACUACUAGCUCUGCGUUGUGCAAGCCCACAAAAGAUCAGAUAUCUGGUUGGAGACUAAGUAGUGAAAGAAAUGUCUCCCUCAGUCCAAGAGAUAUCGUUGAUGCUUCUCCGUCCAACUGGAAACCUUACCUGAAGCUAAUUAGAUUCGACAAACCAGCAGGCACAUGGCUACUGCUCUGGCCAUGUACAUGGUCUAUUGGAUUAGCCACUCAAGCUGGGCACUUUCCCGAUCCUAAAACAUUGCUUCUGUUUGGAGCUGGCUCUCUAGUUAUGCGAGGAGCGGGUUGUAUCGUCAACGAUAUGUGGGACAGUGAGUUUGACAAAAAGGUGACCAGGACGAAAGACAGGCCUCUUGCAUCAGGUGAUCUUUCCCACACACAGGCUUUCUGGUUCCUUGGUUCUCAGUUAUCCAUAGCACUAGCCAUUCUGUUACAGUUCAACUGGUACAGUGUAAUCCUUGGUGCCAGUUCCCUUGGUUUAGUAGUGAUCUACCCUUUGAUGAAAAGAUACACAUAUUGGCCUCAAGUAAUACUAGGAAUGACCUUUAACUGGGGUACUCUACUUGGUUAUUCUGCCGUCGCUGGAGGCUGUAACUUGGGGGUUGUUCUACCUCUGUACAUUGCUGGUAUUAGCUGGACUAUGAUCUAUGACACAAUAUAUGCCCACCAAGACAAGGUCGAUGAUAUCAUGAUUGGUGUAAAAUCAACAGCACUGAAGUUUGGUGACAACACCCGCUAUUGGCUUACAGGGUUUGGGUCAACCAUGAUUGGAGGAUUGGCCCUCAGUGGAUUCAUGUGUGACCAAACUUGGCCGUAUUAUCUUGGGUUAAGUGGCGUGGCGGCUCACAUAAUGUGGCAGGUGCUAACAGUUGACAUCAACAGUUCCCCUGAUUGUUGGAAGAAAUUCUGCAGCAAUAUCAACCUUGGAGCCCUGCUGUUUAUAGGCAUAGUGGCAGGAACAUUAUACAAACAGACACCUGAUGACAAACAACAGACAAAUGAUACGGAUGAAUUAGAGAAGAUGAGAACUGAACAGUGAAAUGACGUAAAUUAAAAUAAUUGUGAUGCUGUAAUAAUUAUAUGUUAUACAGCAACAGAAAUCCAUGGAUCUAUGGAUAGUGGCAGAAACUUUGUAGAAACAGAUAUCUGAUGACAAGAUCUAGACUUCUCAUAGUGAUUAAACUGUAUUGAAAUACUGUACUGUAUAUGAUUCUGAUGCAAUAAUAUGUAAGAUAUUAAAGAUGCGUUGGGUCUGGUUUCUCUCCCGAUCUCUCUCGUAUUUCCAGAAUUGCCAUUUACAGAAUGGCCAAUUACAAAAAAUCUCUUUUACGAUUUCACUACCACAAGUGGUAGACAUAUUGUUACAGUCUCCAACU